GGCACCAUACCCACUUCUGUCAUACUCUGUCCGGGCUCUUUAAAAUACGAUUUCCAAAUUCUCAUGUUUUAUUUAUAAUUUACUAAAGUAGAGUGUCAGAAAUUGAUCAAUCUUUUGGUUAGUAAGUUAAAAACAACCCACUAAUAUUUAACUAUGGCAGCCAUAUCACAGAAAACUGAUUUCAAGAAAAAAGGAAUGGCUUUCGGUUUGGACAUGUACCACGCCUUGCAGCCUUCAUCAAAUAUAAUUGUUUCACCACUGUCUGUUCGUUUGGCUCUCGGGAUGGCAUAUAUGGGAGCUGCUGGACAAACUGAAGCAGAGAUGCGAAAUGCUCUGCGUAUUUACGAUGACAAAAUCGAGUCAGGAAAGGCAUUCUUUCAUCUCACUUGCAAAUAUGCCAAGAACGAGAAUAUCCGGAUCGCUAACAAGAUAUAUGUGAAUGAAGGCAGAAAAAUCAAACCUGGAAUGAUAAAGGCAGCGGAAAAGCUGUUCAGCUCGAAAGUGGAAAAUAUCGAUUUCACUGAACCAGCCGCUGCAGCUGUCACUAUCAAUAAAUGGGUGGAAGGCCAAACCGGAGACAAAAUCAAAGACAUUGUCGACCCGCAUUCUCUCGACCCGGAUACAGUCGUAAUUGUAAUUAAUGCACUUUAUUUUAAGUGCAAAUGGCAACAGCCAUUUCAGAGUGAUUUAGUCAAGGAUGAUUUCUGGUUGAAUGAGGCAAACUCUGUGAAGGUAGACAUGAUGCAAGGUGUUCGGGAAAAUCUGAAAUAUGCUGAAUUGGAAGACUUGGACUGCAUUGCUAUUGAAAAGUCAUUUGAGGAUGAGGAUUUUUCCAUGUUAAUAUUACUUCCUAAUUCGAAAAAUGGGCUUCAGAGUCUGGAGUCAAAGUUAACCGGGUUAGAUUUGCCUUCAUAUCGACACCGUUUGAAGGCAAAAAAUGUUAUGUUGAACAUGCCGCAAUUUCUAGUUUCCUAUCAAGCCGACCUCAAAGGAGCUUUGGAAAAGAUCGGAAUGCCAACAGCGUUCAAUCAGGGCAAAGCAGAUUUUUCGGAACUUGUUGAAGAUUCCUUUGGCGUGCACAUCAGCAAAGUAGUUCAUAAAACUUUCAUCGAUGUUAAUACCGGUGGAGUGGAAGCAGCAGCUGCUACAGGCGUACAGAUGAUACCAUUUCGAUCAAUGGAUCCGGCGCCAACGAUUAAUGUUUCCCAUCCAUUUUUAUUUGCUUUGGUUUCAACAAAACAUCGCUUAAUUUUCCUAGGAGCGAUACGUGAUCCCACAAAAAAGGAUUAGUCACUUUUAUAAAAAUUUCGACGACUAGAAUCAUCAGCGGAGGCGAACUAAGGGAAGUAAAUCCACAUGUUUUAAAGAAACUUCCAACAAAGAUUUCAAGCUACCAGUCACGGACACCACUUGCGUUCAUGCUGAUGCUUAAUUUUACUGCAAAUUGGUCUGGAUAUAAAUUUUCGAAAAAUCAAAUAACUUAAGAGAUAUUCCGAACUUGAAGGAUAAUUCACUGUGAAGAACCCCUUGCUUUAGCAGUAGCACAGUAGUUUUUUAGGUUGCUCCUUCUUCGGAGCGCUCCUAUCCUUUGUUAUUUUAGGUUUUAUUUGGCUUAAACAGCUUCCUAUAAAAAUAACCAGAGAAAAUUUCAAUCUAAUAAACAUUGCAUUGAAUAGCACCUUAAAA
Molecule: messenger RNA, 1686 nt
Organism: Hermetia illucens (black soldier fly)
Lineage: Eukaryota; Metazoa; Arthropoda; Insecta; Diptera; Stratiomyidae
Product: alaserpin-like
Exons: 4
Coding region: 154-1290 (378 amino acids)
Molecular function (GO): serine-type endopeptidase inhibitor activity
Source: RefSeq, a predicted model, not a curated record